AAAAAAUUGUAAAAGGUCACCUAAAAUUGCUUGUGUGGACUUCGGUGCGCAUUCUGGGCGACAGGGCUCAAGCCGCUCCAGUUACAGUGUCUCAUUUUUAGCUUUCCUUGGCAUAUCAUCUUGGAAUCAAAGUGACGCGGUAUAUUUCGGUACACAUUCUAAAACUAUAUUAUCAAUGUUCCGUUUUCCAUAACUUCAACUUUUAAGAAUUCAAUAGCUAUGGAAUUAUGUUGCUUUAUCCAAUUAGCUGCUUUUUCUCUGCUGCUUUCAUUCAUGUCAGAAUAGAGGAUUUUAGCGUAAGAUUGAGUACUUCGCCAAUUAGGGUUAGAGUAUCUUAUUUGAUAAAUUGGAUUGGAAAUCAUAACGCCUUUUUAGCAAACUUUAAUGACCUCCAUGAAUGGCGCCACAACGCUUUAUGGAUCUGUGAUCCAUAAUUCCAUAUCACUUGUCUUUAAUAAGUAUCUAACUGGGUUAUUUAGGGCAGCCUCCCCAUUUUGGUUUUCCCUUAAUUGUGAAGUGGAGUAAUAUUUCCAAUUUUCCAUUGUCGGGUUUUAUUAAUAAAAGUGCUACCUUUGUCCGAUUAAUGUUAAACUGAUGGUUAACAUUAUUUUUUGCGGCAGGCAUAGUGGUCGCUCUAAACAGUUGCUUCAUCUAUAUUUGUCCUUGUCUUAGAAGAUUCUUAGCAAUUUUUUCAAUUCCUUUACACAAGCUCCUAUCUUAGAAAUCUGUUGAUUAGUUAAACAAGAAAACUUGUUGGACUCCUUAUGAACCAAGUGAAAAAGAUACACGCCCACACCCUAAGAAAUGGUCUAGAUUUUACUCAAUUCUUGAUGACUAAACUACUUGAAAUCCCAAACAUCCCAUACGCCCACAAACUGUUUGAUAAUACUCCUAACCCAGCAGUCUUCCUAUACAACAAGCUCAUUCAGGCAUACUCUUCUGAUGGGCCUCACUCCCAGUGUUUCUCUCUGUACAUCCAAAUGUGCCGUCAGGGAUGCUUCCCAAAUGCACACACUUUCACCUUCCUUUUUGUUUCUUGCUCCAGCCUUUCGAAUCUUAGGUUGGGCCAAGUUCUCCAUUCUGAUCUCAUCAAGCAUGGCUUUCUACUUGAUAUAUUUGCCUUAACUGCAUUGGUUGACAUGUAUGCUAAGACGGGCUCGAUUGCUUCGGCCCGAAGGCAAUUCGAGGAGAUGAAAAUAAGGGAUUUACCCACAUGGAACUCUUUGAUUUCUGGUUAUGUCAAGAAUGGGAAUAUGGAUGAAGCAUUGCAUUUAUUUUCAACAAUGCCUUCAAGGAAUGUGAUAUCUUGGACUACAAUGAUAUCAGGUUUCACACAAAACGGUCAGUAUGGGGAUGCUCUUGCCAUUUUUAGAGAAAUGGAAAAGGAGACUGAAGUGAGGGCAAAUCAAGUGACCAUAGCUAGUAUUCUUCCGGCGUGUGCAAAUCUUGGGGCUCUAGAGUUUGGAAAGAGAAUCGAGGCUUAUGCAAGGGAAAAUGGAUUCUUCCAGAAUAUGUUUGUUCGUAACGCUGUAUUGGAAUUGUACGUUAAAUGUGGCAGACUUGACACAGCAAUGGAAGUUUUUGUUGCCAUGGGCAAGAGGAGGAACUUAUGCUCUUGGAAUACUAUGAUCAUGGGCUUAGCCAUUCAUGGCAAAGGCACUGAAGCAAUCGGACUCUUCAACAAAAUGUUGGCUAUUCACAUUGACAAAACAUAUUCACAGACGUGUGUACUCAUGUGUACAAAAAAGUGUACAACCAACAGGGCUGAACAGCAAUUGCAGCCUCUUCAAGGGAGAAAGGAUUUCACCAGAUGAUGUUACAUUCGUUGGAGCAAUCAUGGCAUGCACACAUGGAGGAGGCAUGGUAGCAAGAGGAUGGGAGCUCUUCAUGUCCAUGGAAAAAAAGUACUCCAUUGCUCCCAAACUGGAGCAUUACGGAUGCAUGGUUGACCUUUUAGGACGUGCAGGCAAUUUGGAAGAAGCAUAUGAUCUUAUUCGAAACAUGCCAAUGAGACCCGAUUCUGUUGUUUGGGGGACUCUAUUGGGAGGGUGCAGUUUCCACUGCAACGUUGAACUUGCGGAGAAAGCAGCACACAUCCUAUCUGAAUUGGAACCAUGGAAUCCGGGAAACUAUGUCAUUCUUUCAAAUAUAUAUGCAAGGGCAGGGAGGUGGGAUGGGGUUAUGCGUCUAAGGAAGGAGAUGAAGGGAUCCCAAAUAAGAAAGGGAGCAGGUUACAGCUUCAUCAUUGAAGGAGGAGGCCAAAUGCAUAAGUUUAUUGUUGAGGACAAGUCACACCCAAGAACUAAUGAGAUAUAUGCACUUCUCAAUGACAUCGUAGACAAGUGUAAACUCUGUGUUAAUGGCAUCUAUAUUGAUUCUGAUUUUGCUGGGUAGGAGCCCUGAUUCUGAUUUUGCUGGGUAGGAGCCCUCACCCUCGACAGAAGUAAUUUUGACCAAAGUUGUAAAAGUAGAAAUUUUAGAAUGAACUUUAAAUCUUAAGAUUUUUAUUAUGUUAAUAAUUACCAAGAACUAGAGUAUGAAACAAACCUACGGAGUAUAAAUUUGCAAUUGACACUACUCGUCACUUAAAAAUUAGAAAUAUCGUGUCAUGAACUAGAUUUACAUGUACCUUUUAGUGUUAACAAUUAAAAAAAAUAAACAAUAAAUCUAAAAUAAAAAAAUUGCCCAAUAUAAGAGUAAAGCUUAAAACUUCCUAGUUCUAAAAUAUGACUUAUUUGAUCCUAUUAAAAAAAAAACUAAGUUCAUUCAUUCAUUGGAAACGAUACAUUUAUGCAGGUCUUUUAAUUUUAAAAAUAAUCUAAGUUCAUCCCCACAAUAUUAAAAUAUUAAAAAUUAAAAAAAUUAUUUUUAUAAAAAUAAAAACUUUAAAAAUAAAUAAAUAAUAGAUAAACUGCAUUAAAAAUACUACGGG
Cuscuta epithymum is the source of this 2932-nucleotide messenger RNA. NCBI's taxonomy places the organism in Eukaryota, Viridiplantae, Streptophyta, Magnoliopsida, Solanales, Convolvulaceae. The record is from the annotation of a GenBank genome assembly.